This is a messenger RNA of Aphanomyces astaci, 427 nucleotides long. Its product is annotated as 60S ribosomal protein L38. Gene Ontology annotation, molecular function: structural constituent of ribosome. The record is from RefSeq and is a predicted model, not a curated record. Gene Ontology annotation, cellular component: cytosolic large ribosomal subunit; ribosome. The transcript has 3 exons. Gene Ontology annotation, biological process: translation; protein-RNA complex assembly. Lineage: Eukaryota; Oomycota; Saprolegniomycetes; Saprolegniales; Verrucalvaceae. The coding region runs from base 89 to 298 and encodes 69 amino acids.
CGAGCUGCCAACCAGUGAAGACGCUGGAUGUGAUAAAUUUGAGGGCACGGCAAUUGUAUUACUGCAGUUGCCACAUUCAGUAACCACAAUGCCAAAGCAAAUUACCGAUAUCCGUGACUUCCUCCAGAAGGCACGCCGAAAGGAUGCCCGUUCGGUGAAGAUCAAGAAGACCGACAAGGUGGUCAAGUUCAAGAUCCGUUGCUCCAAGUACUUGUACACGUUGUGCGUGACGGACACCGAAAAGGCCGACAAGUUGACGCAGUCGCUCCCUCCUGGUCUGCAACGCAAGGACAUCUAAAUCUCGCGAUUUUAACCGGUAGUUUCGGAAACUCAAUUGUGGCGUGAAUCGCAUCACCGGCGGAGACCAGCGCUUGCUAGAGUCGCCUCCUGCAAGUAACUACAACAAUCCAAUGGUUUUGUCACUGCA